This is a messenger RNA of Neltuma alba, 898 nucleotides long. RefSeq lists its product as uncharacterized. The record is from RefSeq and is a predicted model, not a curated record. Bases 1 to 588 code for a protein of 195 amino acids. NCBI's taxonomy places the organism in Eukaryota, Viridiplantae, Streptophyta, Magnoliopsida, Fabales, Fabaceae. The transcript has a single exon.
AUGGAUUCUUCUGCAGGUCGUAACCACCAUCUCCAGCGAAGGCAAUGUGCCGGAAAACGCCCAUCUUCCCGCCGGAUUCCGUCGUUCUCCUCCUCCUCCUCCUCUUCUUCCUCCCUUGAUCAGUCAACGUGUUCUCAUGAUGAUUCGCUUCUGGGUCCUGCAACCCCUCUUAGAUUAAUCUCCCGCAUCCCGUUCUCCUGGGAACAUUUUCCCGGAAUCCCCAAGAAUCAUAACCACAACAACAAGAUCGAGCCCUCCCCCUCCCACAAACUCUUACCCUUGCCUCCUCCGACAAUCACUCAUCUUGAAGAUCAUCAAAUUCGGACUCGGAAGAAGAAUUUGAGUCAAGGUAGUUUUCAAAGGGAUCCUUUCUUUGCUGCUCUAGUUGAAUGCUCAAAGUCUAAGAACGAUUAUGAUCAUCAUGAAGAAGCUUCCACUAGCAGCAGUCUCUGGAAUAACAAUGUGGCUAAGGUUUCGAGAAGUCUCAGUGGUCGUUUUGAGUUUGUCAGUUUUUUUGCUUCUUGCAAGAGAACCUGUGCUGUUUCCGAAUCUCUGGUUCAUCUUCCAAGCUCCAGAAGAACAAGCUGAAGAAACAGACACACCAGACACUGCCCCCUAUACAGACAAUAAACUUUGAUAUGUACAUGUGUUAUUGUGUGCUUGUUUAUUGUUUUAUUUUACCGUAAGUAUUCAUGGAGCUUUGUGUAGAAGAAACAAUAAUGGACACGAUAGCCACCGAUUCCUCUAAGAUUUCUGAUCUCGGAGAUUCCUAGCUAGCUGAAAUGUGCUGUUGUUCUUGUCGGCAUUGAGAAAAAUAGAGGUAUUUUCGUUUUUUCCCCUUGUUUUUAUCUUUUUUUUAGAUUUUGAUAUUUGCGAAGACAAGUUUGGCUUUGGAAAC